This is a messenger RNA of Penicillium coprophilum, 609 nucleotides long. RefSeq names its product NuoI/complex I 23 kDa subunit family protein. The transcript has 4 exons. Lineage: Eukaryota; Fungi; Ascomycota; Eurotiomycetes; Eurotiales; Aspergillaceae. The record is from RefSeq and is a predicted model, not a curated record. Gene Ontology annotation, biological process: mitochondrial respiratory chain complex I assembly; mitochondrial electron transport, NADH to ubiquinone. Gene Ontology annotation, molecular function: NADH dehydrogenase activity; 4 iron, 4 sulfur cluster binding. The coding region runs from base 1 to 609 and encodes 202 amino acids. Gene Ontology annotation, cellular component: membrane.
AUGGCCGCCACCCGCUCGGUCGCGAGGCUGAUCGCCUACCGUCGGCCGACCCCCUUCGGUUUGCUGGGCUCAACCGCAAACUUCUCCUCCUCGACCUACCGCGCAGCAAGUCCAGCGGGACCCCCUCAGGCCGGGUUCCGCCUGCCCCCGCCCAAGCGCUGGGAUCAGGACUCCGAGUCCGCCUUAGACAAGGCUAGCAAAUACUUCCUCAUGGCUGAGAUCUUCCGCGGCAUGUACGUGGUGCUCGAGCAGUUUUUCAGACCACCUUACACCAUCUUCUACCCUUUCGAGAAGGGACCUAUCUCCCCCGUUUCCGUGGCGAACACGCUCUCCGUCGCUAUCCCACUGGCUAUUACUAUCGAAGCCGAGGAGCGUGAGGACGGAAGCCGCCGGACGACCCGUUAUGAUAUUGAUAUGACCAAGUGCAUUUACUGUGGCUACUGCCAGGAGAGCUGCCCUGUGGAUGCUAUUGUUGAGACUUCCAACGCCGAGUAUGCCACUGAGACUCGCGAGGAGCUUCUGUACAACAAGGAGAAGCUUCUCUCCAACGGUGACAAGUGGGAGCCUGAAAUUGCUGCUGCUGCUCGCGCAGAUGCUCCCUACCGAUAA